CUUAUCUCGUAGUGUUACAGAUACACCAAACACUGGGGUCGCAUGCGAAUACCGAUUUGUAGGAGUAAAUUGGUCAAUUUACUAAUCUGUAUACGCGCAGGAAAAUAGUCCGGGCGGUCGUUUGAUAAUGUACGAGUAUAAAUACGCGUAUGGCAGCAAUGGAUUUCCACUUAAUAUAAAGAGAGACAGAACCGUUUUGUCACAAUCGGAUAUUUUGUUUUAGUUUUGUUACGUUCAAUUUUGUUGGACAUUUGUGAAUAGAAAACUUGUGGAAUUGUUACAAGGAAGCAAAAACUCAGAAAUGUUUGAUGACAAAAACAGACAAAUGACGUCCACAGUCACGUAUAUAUGUGUGUUCGUACUGGCCACCUCCGUAUGUCUGUCCGGCGUCUCUAAGGCGUAUAUAGACUGCUCCAUGGAGUGUCUCUUUGCAAAAUUUCGACAGCCUACAGUGUGCGAAUGCAACUACAAUGUCAAGUCGCACUGGGGGAAGCGCGCACCGAGGACGCAAACACACAGUGGUCUGCCUACGUUUAGAUACGGGAAAAGGGCGGCUUUCUUUGACGACUCUGAUUUAGAGGAAAAGGACAGAUUUGACGAACUCAGUGCAAUACAGGACGAAUUCUACCCGGGCCUGGACACGCGGAAGUGAACGUGAAACGACCAUCCGCUCGGCUCGUGUUCUUCGAGUCAUAGCAUCAACAUAUUGAAAUAUUAAAUAGGCAAUAGAGACACAUUGCGCUUUGUUUAAGCUUUCCUUAAGUCAUUGUUGAUGUUUUUCUUUUAGUCUACUACUAGUGGUAUAAUUAACUAUAAAUAAUUAUGUACGAUUCUAAUUAUUUAGAUAAAAUACAUGAUUAACCAAAAGAAACACGUAUUCUUACUUAUUCAUCAAUUUCAAAGAAGUUUGUGUGAAGCUUUUACUGGAUUUUUUUUUAAAUAAAACAACACUGAGUAUAAUUAUAUUAAUCAACCACCUUACAUCUCCUUUACUUAGAGCGCGUAAAAGUACUAAGAACUGCAUAUUGUAAAUAUUUGCCCUUUCCUUUUUAGUUUGGCAAAGCGAUUUUCUGUAUUUAUAAUUGAACUAUAUACUAUCAUGGUG
This is a messenger RNA of Dreissena polymorpha, 1105 nucleotides long. RefSeq lists its product as uncharacterized. Lineage: Eukaryota; Metazoa; Mollusca; Bivalvia; Myida; Dreissenidae. Bases 302 to 652 code for a protein of 116 amino acids. The record is from RefSeq and is a predicted model, not a curated record. The transcript has 3 exons.